AUGGAAACUCAUAGAGCCAAACUAAGCUGCCAAUGGUUGCAAUGCAAACCGCGUUCUUCAUCCAGCGGCCAUUCUACAGUUGUGGUGCCGUUCUCAAGCAAGAGGAAGGCAGCAAAUGUCUCUGGUUACUGUCUUGAAUCUGAGGGGACAAGUCACGGCAUGAGAGAAGGGGCUAACGAGGAGGAGAAGAGGAUGAUCAAGAAAACAAAAGCAGACUGUUUUAUUCAAAAUAAACAGUUUGAUUUCAAGGAUGAUGAACUUGAAGUUGUUGAUAUUCUCUUUAACCUCCCCAGGAACUUCUUAGAGAGAGUUAAUUUAGAGACUUCAAGCAGUGCUGCGAAUUCAAGCCCCAGUGCCGACCAAGAACAGGUUUCAAAGGAGUCUUCCAAGAAACCAGUCAACCAAGCAAGAAACAGCCCCAGUGCCGAUCAAGAACGGGUUUCUAACAAGAAUUCCAAGAAGACCGUUAGCUCAUUGGAUUCUCGGUCCAUGAAAGAAUCAAAGAAACCAGUCAACCAAAACCAAGAACUCUCUGAACUGCCACAAAACUUCAAGAACUUGAUAAGUGAUAUGGGUGGCAGCAAGAUCACUCUGCUUAUCGAAAAAACUCUCUAUCAGUCUGAUUUGAAUCCGCAACAAAAUCGGCUUUCGAUACCGUCACAGCAGGUCAAGGACAAAGAUUUCUUGCUUCCCACGGAACUAGAAAUUCUGGAGGAGAAAAAGGGAAUAAAAGUGAAAUUGAUCCAACCCUCUCUGGAAAUCACUGAGUUGACUUUGAUUAAGUGGUUCAUGCACAAGGGACCAGAGUCAGAGAAAGUAAGCAUUUCCUAUGUUCUGAGAUCAAAUUGGGUCAAAGUUGCAAAGGCUAACAAUCUAGAAAAGGAUGAUGUUGUUCAAGUUUGGUCAUUCCGAGUUGACGAGAAAUUAUGCAUGGCAAUUGUCAAGCUUUGA
Arachis ipaensis is the source of this 951-nucleotide messenger RNA. The record is from RefSeq and is a predicted model, not a curated record. NCBI's taxonomy places the organism in Eukaryota, Viridiplantae, Streptophyta, Magnoliopsida, Fabales, Fabaceae.